AUGCUGUUCAUGCAGCAGGUAUUUUAUACACUGCUAGUGUCGCUUGCUUUUGCGACACUAGGACAUACAAUUACUACGAGUACCGGUUCAACCACGACGGCUAUUGCGACUUCAGCGGUGGCGAGUACCUCAACAAUCUCAACAACCUCGACUGGCAUCACAACACAUACAAUCCAAGUUGGGCCCAAAUCGAGUCCACACGCAUAUGUUCCGCACAAUAUCACAGCAAACCCAGGCGAUGUUGUUGUUUUUGAAUUCUACCCGACAAAUCACUCAGUAGUCAAAGCUGAUUAUCAAGCUCCCUGUGUGCCUGCUAGCGAGGGCCUCUUCUAUUCGGGGAUGUUCACUACCUUUGACGAAAAUAGUGAUGGACAAUUGAUUGGUGCGGCACCGACUUGGUCUCUUGUGAUCAAUGAUACCGAGCCAACCUUCUUCUAUUGUACUGCUAUCGGGUCAUGUUUGGACAAUGGAAUGGUCGGGGUUAUCAAUCCGAACUCGAGCGAGACCUGGGAGACACAAUAUCAGCGAGCCCUCACAUACCCAUAUAUGCUUGUUCCAGGCCAGUCUGCACCAGCCGAGGGAAGCUCUUCAACUUCUAGUACGGGAAGUUCUAGUACGGAAAGUUCUAGCUCGGAUUCAAGCACUACAUCUAGCGUGACCAGCAGUUCUGGAGGUGGGCAUAGUGGUCUCAGUACUGGUGCUAUCGCGGGUAUUGCCGUCGCUUGUGUCGUUUUCGUGGCAACGUUGAUCGCUUUGUUCUUUGUCCUGGGUCGCAACCGAGUGUAUAGUCAGUGGAUGUCCUCACAAGAUGGUCGUACCGAGCGCACCGCGCGAUGGGCCAUGUUCAAUGGAGGCGGGGACACAUACCAAAAGAACGAGCUCGACAGCAACGCAACGAAGCGGGCCACGACAGAUGUCGCAUCGGUUGGAAGUCCUGGAAGUCCCGAUCCCAACAUGCGAACCUUCUCCCCUGCAUCUGAUACGGUGUCAGGAUAUGGAGGCACUUCUUCUCGUCACGAUUCUGGUCAGUUCAAUUGGGAUAUCUCGCAGAACUCACGCGCCACGCGUGGCCCGACCGAGCUGGAAGGCAGUGGCAUUUACCAACUCCCGGAAACCCGAGAAUACCGGUGA
This is a messenger RNA of Penicillium macrosclerotiorum, 1131 nucleotides long. RefSeq names its product cupredoxin domain-containing protein. NCBI's taxonomy places the organism in Eukaryota, Fungi, Ascomycota, Eurotiomycetes, Eurotiales, Aspergillaceae. The record is from RefSeq and is a predicted model, not a curated record. The transcript has 4 exons. The coding region runs from base 1 to 1131 and encodes 376 amino acids.